Molecule: messenger RNA, 1842 nt
Organism: Phaedon cochleariae (mustard beetle)
Lineage: Eukaryota; Metazoa; Arthropoda; Insecta; Coleoptera; Chrysomelidae
Source: the annotation of a GenBank genome assembly
AUGACAAAGCCAAAAAUCAAAUACCUCCACGAUAAACCUUUGAAUACCAUCUACUAUGAACACAAUCAUCAUCAGUCUACCCUUCUAGAAGGUUUGAAUUCGCUUCGACAAAAAGGAGAAUUGUUGGAUAUCACUCUAGUCAUUGAGGGUACAGUUUUUAAGGCACAUAAGGCAGUAUUAGCUGCCUGUAGUGAUUAUUUCAGAGCCAUGUUUACUGAUAACAUGCUAGAAGCCAGACAGAAUGAAAUUUGCUUGAAUGGUAUAUCUGCCAAAGGUUUUCGUCAACUCUUAGAAUAUGCAUACACCACCCAUUUAGCCUUAAACUUAGCCAAUGUACAGGAUGUAUUAGAAGCAGCGUCUCAUGUUCAAAUGGUAGCCGUAAUUCAAGCGUGCUCCAGCUACCUGCAAACCCAAAUCGACAUUGAUAACUGUGUGGAUAUUGCAACCAUAGCGGAAACUUAUUCACUAACACAACUAAGGAUGAAAGUGUAUAGGUUUAUGAGUGGACAUUUGUUAGAAUUUUCCAACAGUACAGAAUUCUAUAGACUGACCCCACAACAAUUGGAAAAUCUGUUAGCCUACGAUUUUCCAGUGGACUGUUCCGAAGCUGAUGUACUAAGGAUAGUCUUGGCCUGGUUCUUUCAUGUUGAUACUCAUGAGUUAGAUAUUCGAUUGACAUAUGCGGUUCGUAUCGUCCGCUACAUCCACUUCAAAGAGAUCUCGGGCCGAAAGCUGGACAGCAUCUUGGACAAAGUAUUCGAAGACCGCAAGCACGGAUGGCAGCUAUACAAAAUCAUCCUGCAGGAGCUGUACCUGCAGUCCACCCAGAACAAAUCGAGCUUGAUCUCGAACCUGCUGAAUUCCCGCGGCAUGGAAAUGGCCGUUCUCAAGAUAGGCGGCUUCGGGAUCAGCGGCAUCACGAACGAGAUCACUUACUGUUUCUCCACGGAGAGGAAGUGGAAGCACCUGACGUCCAUUCCGCACGUGGAGCAGUGUAACUUCGGCACGGCGGUGUUCAAUAACGAGCUGUAUAUCGUCGGGGGGUGUUUCAAUCAGAGCUUGCAGGAGAAUAUCCAUCCGUUCGGAUUCAAAUACAGCCCCAGGUACAACAAGUGGUCGACCAUAGCGCCGAUGAAGAUCGAGCGUUGCCGCUUCACGCUCACCGUCCUCGGCGAAUCGCUGUACGCGGUGGGCGGGGCCAGCGAGGCGGACGAGUGCGACACGAGCACCUGCGAGCGCUACGACCCGAUGGUGGACGCGUGGCACACGGUGCAGCCGCUGCCUGCGUACGCCACGCAGCACGCAGCCGCCAGCUGCGAGGCCGAUUACGCGCGGCGGUUGUACGUGAGCGGCGGCAUCGAUCGCGAUAACGUGCAGAGCUUUAUGUAUUGUUAUGAUGUAAAUAUGGAGAAAUGGAAGAUAUGUGCUGCCAUGUUGAAGCCUAGAGCUGACCAUGUGAUGGUCAGCAUAGGAAAAUGUUUGUAUGUGUGUGGAGGUUGGACGGAGGACAGUGAAACCAGAGUCAGGACACUUGUCGACACGAUCGACGUAUACAAUGUGGACACAGAUUGUUGGAAGGUAGUGACUAAGGUUCCGACGCCGCGCUACCACGCCGGCAUCGUCUGCAUCGAUCCGAAGAUCUACUUCAUCGGCGGCUUCCACAGCGACGCUAUGUUCGACAAGGACACGGCCGCCAUCGAGUACUACGACAUCGAGGCCGAUCUGUGGACGAUCGAGGACAAAUAUCCACAGGACAUCUGGGAGCACACGUGCGCCACCCUGUACAUCCCCAAGUGCCGGGACGACAUGGAGGUGUUGCCGGGCAUCGGGGCCAAUACUUGA